AGAAGCGCUCAGAGCGCUCCACGGUGUAGAUCUGGAAAAGGGAAGGGAACAGUCGGUAGCCAUCUUACUUAGGACCAAAAUAUAAAAUAUAAGGCUACUAAGGCAACCGACAACAGAGGUCCCUGGGAUAUCGCCUCCGGAGACUUCCGGUCACCGUUGGCGGCCUGAACAGAGUCGUGGUGGCAACUUAAAGACUGUUCCUGCUCACAAAGCGGCGUGCCGAGGAAGGACGCGUCUCUUUGAAUAGACAGGAUGCACGGACCGCCCUCCGGCGACAGCGCAUGCCCAUUGCGCACGAUCAAGAGAGUUCAGUUCGGCAUCAUCAGCCCAGAUGAACUUAAACGGAUGUCCGUUACAGAAGGGGGAAUCAAGUACCCCGAAACAACAGAAGGUGGACGUCCUAAACUUGGUGGCCUUAUGGACCCAAGACAAGGGGUCAUAGAGAGAUCUGGAAGAUGUCAGACAUGUGCAGGCAACAUGACAGAAUGUCCGGGCCACUUUGGGCACAUAGAGCUGGCAAAGCCGGUUUUCCACGUCGGCUUCGUGUCGAAGAUAAUGAAGGUUCUUCGAUGCGUCUGCUUUUUUUGCUCCAAGCUGUUAGUGGAUUCUAACAAUCCAAAGAUCAAAGACAUCCUGGUGAAAUCUAAAGGACAGCCACGGAAGCGUUUGACACACGUGUAUGAGCUGUGCAAAGGUAAAAACAUCUGCGAAGGAGGAGAAGAGAUGGACAACAAAUUUGGUAUGGAGCAGCAGGAGACAGAGGAGGACAUUACAAAGGAAAAGGGCCACGGUGGAUGUGGGCGCUACCAGCCAAGCAUCAGGCGCUCUGGCUUGGAGCUGUUCGCAGAGUGGAAGCACGUCAACGAGGAUUCACAGGAAAAGAAAAUCCUGCUGAGCCCAGAGCGUGUCCACGAGAUCUUCAAGCGCAUCUCAGAUGAAGAAGACGUCAUCUUGGGCAUGGACCCCAAGUUUUCCCGACCAGAGUGGAUGAUCGUGACGGUGUUGCCGGUUCCACCUCUGGCGGUGAGGCCGGCUGUCGUCAUGCAAGGCUCUGCUCGCAACCAGGAUGACUUGACCCACAAGCUUGCUGACAUCGUCAAGAUCAACAACCAGCUGAGACGAAACGAGCAGAGUGGUGCUGCCGCUCACGUCAUAGCUGAAGACGUCAAACUGCUCCAGUUUCACGUUGCCACCAUGGUGGACAACGAGUUACCGGGCCUUCCUAGGGCGAUGCAAAAGUCAGGCCGCCCUCUCAAAUCCAUAAAACAGCGUCUAAAGGGGAAGGAGGGUCGAGUCCGAGGUAACCUGAUGGGAAAGCGUGUGGACUUCUCAGCCCGAACUGUCAUCACCCCAGACCCAAACCUACAAAUCGACCAAGUUGGCGUACCACGAUCCAUCGCAGCCAACAUGACCUUCCCAGAAAUCGUCACACCCUUUAACAUCGACAGACUACAAGAGCUGGUGAGACGAGGCAACAGCCAGUACCCAGGAGCGAAAUACAUCAUCCGCGACAACGGAGACAGAAUUGACCUGCGAUUCCACCCCAAACCAAGUGACCUUCAUCUACAGAUCGGCUACAAGGUGGAAAGACACAUGUGCGACGGAGACAUCGUCAUCUUCAACAGACAGCCUACACUACAUAAAAUGUCCAUGAUGGGGCACAGGGUGCGGAUUCUGCCGUGGUCCACAUUUCGACUCAACCUCAGUGUCACCACCCCAUACAACGCUGACUUUGACGGGGAUGAGAUGAACCUCCACCUGCCUCAGUCUCUGGAGACGAGAGCAGAGAUCCAGGAGCUGGCCAUGGUCCCCCGUAUGAUUGUCACACCCCAGUCCAACAGACCCGUCAUGGGUAUUGUGCAGGACACGCUCACAGCGGUCCGCAAAUUCACCAAAAGAGACGUCUUCUUAGAGAGGGGUGAAGUCAUGAACCUCCUCAUGUUCCUCUCCACAUGGGACGGGAAAGUGCCUCAGCCAGCCAUCCUGAAGCCGCGCCCUCUGUGGACGGGGAAACAGAUCUUCAGCUUAAUCGUUCCUGGACACAUCAAUGUGAUCCGCACACACAGCACCCACCCCGACGAGGAAGACAGCGGGCCUUACAAACACAUCUCACCUGGAGACACGAAGGUCAUCGUGGAGAACGGAGAGUUGAUCAUGGGCAUCCUGUGCAAGAAAUCUCUGGGAACAUCAGCUGGCUCCCUCGUCCACAUCUCGUACCUGGAGAUGGGACAUGACAUCACCAGACUCUUCUACUCCAACAUUCAGACUGUGGUCAACAACUGGCUGCUCAUCGAGGGUCAUUCUAUCGGUAUUGGUGACUCCAUUGCUGAUGCCAAGACCUACCUCGACAUCCAGAACACCAUCAAGAAAGCCAAACAGGAUGUGAUAGAGGUCAUCGAGAAGGCUCACAACAACGAGCUGGAGCCCACGCCCGGUAACACCCUGAGGCAGACCUUCGAGAACCAGGUGAACCGAAUCCUCAACGACGCUCGUGACAAAACGGGAUCCUCUGCCCAGAAGUCUCUGUCUGAGUACAACAACUUCAAGUCCAUGGUGGUGGCUGGAUCAAAGGGUUCAAAGAUUAACAUCUCACAGGUUAUUGCCGUGGUGGGGCAGCAGAACGUGGAGGGUAAGCGAAUCCCCUUCGGCUUCAAACACCGCACGCUGCCUCACUUCAUUAAAGAUGAUUACGGCCCUGAGAGCAGAGGCUUCGUGGAGAACUCCUACCUGGCCGGUUUGACACCAACAGAGUUUUUCUUCCACGCUAUGGGAGGCAGAGAGGGUCUGAUUGAUACAGCUGUGAAGACUGCUGAGACCGGUUACAUCCAGCGUCGUCUGAUCAAAUCUAUGGAGUCUGUGAUGGUGAAGUACGACGGCACGGUGCGUAAUUCCAUCAACCAGGUGGUUCAGCUGCGUUACGGAGAGGACGGCUUGGCAGGAGAGAACGUCGAGUUCCAAAACGUGGCCACACUCAAACCCUCACACAAGUCCUUUGAGAAGAAGUUCAGGUUCGAUUGCACCAAUGAGCGAGCACUGAGAAGGACGCUCCAGGAAGACGUGGUCAAAGACGUCCUCACUAACGCCCACGUGCAGAGUGCCUUGGAGCGAGAGUUUGAGAAGAUGAAGGAGGACAGGGAGGUCCUCAGAGCCAUUUUCCCCACCGGUGACAGUAAAGUGGUGCUGCCGUGCAACCUCGCCAGGAUGAUUUGGAACGCUCAGAAGAUCUUCCGCAUCAACACUCGGACGCCGACAGAUCUAAAUCCUCUCAGGGUGGUCGACGGUGUUCAGGAGCUGAGUAAGAAGCUGGUGAUCGUGAACGGCGAAGACCCGCUCAGCCGACAGGCCCAGCAGAACGCCACCCUCCUCUUCAACAUCCACCUGCGCUCCACGCUCUGCUCCAGACGCAUGACCGAAGAGUUCCGCCUGUCCACAGAGGCCUAUGACUGGCUGCUUGGAGAGAUCGAGACCAAAUUCAACCAGUCCAUCGCUCACCCAGGUGAAAUGGUCGGCGCUCUGGCUGCUCAGUCGCUGGGAGAGCCUGCCACCCAGAUGACCCUGAACACUUUCCAUUACGCCGGUGUGUCGGCCAAGAACGUAACGCUGGGUGUGCCUCGUCUGAAGGAGUUGAUCAACAUCUCCAAGAGGCCAAAAACCCCCUCGCUGACUGUUUUCCUGCUGGGUCAGGCUGCACGCGACGCUGAGAGGGCAAAGGACAUCCUCUGUCGUCUGGAGCACACUACACUGAGAAAGGUGACAGCCAACACCGCCAUCUACUACGACCCCAACCCCCAGAACACGGUGGUGGCCGAGGACCAGGAGUGGGUGAAUGUCUACUAUGAGAUGCCUGACUUUGACGUGACUCGCAUCUCACCGUGGCUGCUUCGUAUCGAGCUCGACCGCAAACACAUGACUGACCGCAAGCUGACCAUGGAGCAGAUCGCAGAAAAGAUCAACACAGGUUUCGGAGAUGAUCUCAACUGUAUCUUCAAUGACGACAACGCUGAGAAGCUCGUCCUGCGGAUCAGGAUCAUGAACAGCGAUGAGAACAAGUUCCAAGAGGAUGAAGAGGUGGUGGACAAAAUGGAUGAUGAUGUGUUCUUGAGAUGCAUUGAGUCCAACAUGCUGACAGACAUGACCCUACAGGGCAUUGAACAGAUCAGCAAGGUGUACAUGCACUUGCCCCAGACUGACAAUAAGAAGAAGAUCAUCAUCACCGAGGAGGGUGAGUUUAAGGCCCUGCAGGAGUGGAUCUUGGAGACAGACGGAGUCAGCCUCAUGAGGGUCCUCAGUGAGAAAGACGUCGAUCCAGUCAGGACAACUUCCAACGACAUCGUGGAGAUCUUUACGGUCCUGGGAAUUGAGGCCGUCAGAAAGGCUCUGGAGAGGGAGUUGUACCACGUCAUCUCCUUUGACGGUUCCUACGUCAACUACCGUCACUUGGCUCUGCUUUGCGACACCAUGACGUGCCGCGGUCACCUGAUGGCCAUCACACGUCACGGCAUUAACCGGCAAGACACAGGGCCGCUCAUGAAGUGUUCCUUUGAGGAGACGGUGGAUGUGUUGAUGGAGGCGUCAUCCCACGGUGAAAGCGACCCCAUGAAGGGCGUGUCAGAGAACAUCAUGCUCGGUCAGCUCGCUCCAGCUGGUACCGGCUGCUUUGACCUGCUGUUGGAUGCUGAGAAGUGUAAAUAUGGCAUGGAGAUUCCUACCAACAUACCUGGAAUCAGCGUGGCAGGACCCACUGGAAUGUUCUUCGGAACAGUGCCAAGUCCCAUGAGUGGAAUGUCACCUGCCAUGACCCCAUGGAACACCGGAGCAACCCCGGCUUAUGGUGCCUGGUCUCCUAGUGUCGGGAGCGGCAUGACUCCUGGAGCAGCAGGUUUCUCUCCCAGUGCAGCAUCAGAUGCAAGUGGCUUCUCUCCAGGCUACUCCCCAGCCUGGUCUCCAACUCCUGGGUCUCCAGGAUCUCCAGGACCUGCAAGCCCAUAUAUCCCAUCUCCAGGUGGAGCAAUGUCACCAAACUACUCGCCCACCUCCCCUGCCUAUGAGCCUCGCUCUCCCGGUGGCUACACCCCACAAAGCCCGGGCUACUCUCCAACGUCUCCAUCCUACUCCCCCACUUCUCCCUCUUACUCCCCCACCAGCCCCAACUACAGCCCAACAUCUCCUUCCUACUCCCCCACCUCGCCAAGCUAUUCCCCAACCUCUCCGUCAUAUUCGCCCACUUCUCCAUCUUAUUCCCCAACGUCUCCCUCCUACUCCCCCACCUCCCCGUCUUACUCACCCACAUCCCCAUCCUACUCUCCCACCUCACCAAGCUACAGCCCGACGUCGCCGAGCUACAGCCCGACAUCGCCAAGCUACUCACCCACAUCACCUUCUUAUUCGCCCACCUCCCCCUCUUAUUCUCCAACAUCUCCAUCUUACUCCCCCACCUCCCCGUCCUACUCCCCUACCUCUCCUUCAUACUCCCCGACCAGCCCGAGCUACAGUCCCACAUCGCCGAACUACACCCCAACCUCUCCCAGUUACUCCCCCACCUCUCCCUCCUAUUCCCCAACAUCGCCCUCUUACUCCCCAACCUCCCCCAACUAUACCCCAACCAGCCCCAACUACUCCCCGACUUCUCCCUCUUACUCCCCCACCUCUCCGUCCUACUCGCCUUCCAGUCCGCGUUACACCCCGCAGUCACCCACCUACACACCCAGCUCCCCUUCAUACAGCCCCAGCUCCCCUUCAUACUCCCCGACCUCCCCCAAAUACACCCCAACUUCCCCCUCAUACAGCCCCAGCUCCCCGGAGUACACUCCCACCUCCCCCAAAUACUCCCCCACCUCGCCAAAGUACUCCCCUACAUCACCGAAGUACUCACCUACUUCUCCCACUUACUCCCCAACGACUCCAAAAUACAGCCCCACCUCUCCUACCUACUCGCCUACCUCUCCCACAUACACACCCACCAGCCCCAAAUACUCCCCAACUUCCCCUACCUACUCCCCAACUUCACCCAAAUACUCCCCCACGUCUCCUACGUACUCACCUACUAGUCCUAAAGGCUCCACAUACAGCCCCACAUCCCCGGGAUACAGCCCCACCUCCCCCACCUACAGCCCGGCCAUCAGCCCUGACGACAGUGACGAGGAGAAUAACUGAAGAGCCGCGGAGGAGGAGGGGAGGCGGCUGAAGAAACCCCGUCACCUCACCUGAAGGACAGCACCUUUUAUCCAGCUGGAGGUGGCGGUGCGUCUACCCACAAGGGUCCCGAUUGGUUUUCUUUCUCUUUCGGGACCUCCAGUGUUGAUUAUCUGAGCCCUCCAUCCUCUCUACAAGAAAAAGUUGUUAAAGCUAUUAUGUGGAAGAACUUGAACUGCUUCGCCUGAAGGAAAAAAAAAGGCUGCCUUUUUGAAAUAGUUUCUUUUCUCUUUUUUUUUUUUCACAAGGGGUGUUAGAGCAAAAAACUCCAAAUCCCAAGAGGGGAAUUAAUAGGAGAGGAAGAUGUGGUGAACACAAAACAAGGGAGAAAGUGUCCCUUUUUAACUUUAUAGUGUACAGCAUCCAGUCUCUCUCUCAUUCUCUAAAUGUUGGGUGUGUAGUUGUGGAAAGCGUACAUAUUGCCAAAAGCCUUUUUGAGAAACGGAUUGUAUUCAUCACUAAAGAAAAUCAAGGAGUUAAAGUUUAGACUUUGUUUACUGCAUAUUUCACCAAGGUGUAUCUUUGUUAGACCUUUUGCUGCUUUUGUAAAAACUACAGUUGCUGCCAGUCUUUGGGGCCGUUUCAUGGAUCCAAGAUGGAGCUGUCGGAGGUUAAGACGGAUUAUCUUAAGAAGAAUGUCGAUAGGAGAGAGAAACUGGCUUGCACGAAGGAAAAUGUCACUCAUGAACAUCAUUGAAUUCUUAGGUGUAUGCACCCAUUGCCCUCCCCUGUUUAUCCUUCACACCCCAAAGACAAAAAAAAAAACUCUGAAAGAUGUCAUGACAAACACCCACCAGCAUCCUCUUGUCCUCUACCAUUUUUGGAGACUUGUGCAUCAAACUUUUCCAGAUAGAAUUCUUCCCUUUACACCGGGAAUGAAAAGAUUUAUAUAAAAAGUAAUAAUCAGAAGGAUUAUUCUUUCUCUCAUUUUGAUUCUAGGAGGAAAUGGGGCACAAGUGGAUGAGGGAUAACUAGUUUGGCGUUGCUGCUUCUGUCAUUGUUUGCAUGAGUAGCACAUGUUAAUACAUUUAAUCAAGCUUUAGGUUGAAAUAUUUUCAAAUCCCUCCCACUUGUUGCUAAUCUUUGCCCCAUUUCUGAUAGCUGACAUGUACACAGGUUUAUUUGGACUGUUCAGUUUAUUUAAGAAAAAGUUAACUGCUAUUCUGUGUGAAUAUUAAUAGAAGAAAAUUAAGAAUUUAAAUUUUUUUUUUUUUUGCUUUUCUCUGGUUUGCUUCUGGUGACUUUGUGAAGCUGUUUGCAGGAGGUUCAUGUUCAUAAACUGUGGAUGAAGGGGCAGAGGACGGAGAGGAGUGCUCUAGUUUUUCGCCCUCGUUCUUCACCCAAACAGUCCGAGUUAUUCCAAAACCUGCAACCGCUCUUCUGUACUCACAGUUCCACACAUUGUUGCUUGUGUCAGGGUUAAAGGGCAAAAACAUUCGUCCUAAUUUCAAUCCUCAAAGUUAUUGACACAAAACGGCAAGUUUCCCCUUCGUUGUGGUCUUUUUUCCUCACAGCUGGAACAGCCUCUUCCUUUUGAGUAGAGAUCUCAGAAACGACAGCUUUUUUGGGCAUUUCUGCAAAAAAAAAAAACCUUACCCACUACAUUAGUGUGACUUUUUCUUUCUGUUCGAAUAUGGG
This is a messenger RNA of Notolabrus celidotus (New Zealand spotty), 7830 nucleotides long. RefSeq names its product polymerase (RNA) II (DNA directed) polypeptide A (gene polr2a). Gene Ontology annotation, biological process: transcription by RNA polymerase II. Gene Ontology annotation, molecular function: DNA binding. The record is from RefSeq and is a predicted model, not a curated record. The coding region runs from base 253 to 6153 and encodes 1966 amino acids. NCBI's taxonomy places the organism in Eukaryota, Metazoa, Chordata, Actinopteri, Labriformes, Labridae. The transcript is spliced from 29 exons. Gene Ontology annotation, cellular component: RNA polymerase II, core complex.